CAGAAGGCAGUUAGUUGAAAGCGGUGAUUCUGUUAAGUUCACGAAUUGUAUAAAUUUUCGUUUUUUCUUGUACCUCAUUAAAAAACUAGGAAAUCUCCUGUUUUGUUGAAAAGAUGUCAUAUCAAACGUCAUAUGACUCAGGUGGUUGCGUGCCAUUUAAGCCAAACAAAGAUCGUGGAUUUUGGUCAAGUUCAAGUGAUUUUUUUUAUGCGUCUGUGUGUAAUGCAUUUCGAAUGGAUGUGGCAUUUGGAGUGGCAGCUGUUCCAUUUCUUCAUAGUGGAGGAAUUUAUAUGCUCAUUGCGAUGAUCAUCAAUGUCAUCCUUUUUUCCUAUCCAAUUGUGUUCAUGCAAUCCUUCUUGGGACAAUUUUCAAGCACAGGUUUUAUAUCAUGUUUUCGAGUUGCACCUUUAUUCAAAGGUAUUGGCUACAUUUCUCUAGCAAUGAAUCUAUUUUCACUUUCAUUUUAUGCAAUUUUUGCUGCUGUGCCAAUUUUAUAUUUUUUACAUUCUCUACAAUCAAUGCUACCUUGGGGCUGUGAGGCUUGGAAACUUAAAAACUCAAGUGACUCUCCCUACAUCCUCUCUCACUGCAGUGAAGCUUAUAGAAACCAAACUGAAGAUGAUGAAUCAUAUUAUAGACCAAUGCAAAUCCCUUCAGUUUAUUAUUUUUCAGAACAAUUCCAUUCAGAUUUUUCAUUUUCCUUAUUCGGAUGUGUAAUAGUUGUUUGGACAGCAGUUGCAAUUGUACUUUGUUCAACCACUGAAAAGAUUGGACAAAUGCUACGAUAUUCAUCCUUAACACUUUUCAGUUUACUGAUUAUCGUUGUUCUGCGAAUGGCAUUUCUACCAGGUGCUUUUGAAGGUCUUCAAAAAACUGUUGCUAAUCACGUUGAAACGGAUUUUGACUUUCAUACGUGUAUAUUCAUGGCACCUAUGCUUACACUGGCAACAUUUGGACCUGGAUGGGGUUCAAUUCUCAGUAUGGCUAGCUAUAAUAAUUUCAAAACAGACAUCAGCAAAUUCAGCUGGUUGAUAUCCUUUUCGCAGCUCGGAAUUUUAGUUCUUUACGGAUUUCUUUGCAUGUUUACAGAAUCACACUUAUCAUACAAUAAACCAAAUUUGAUUAUACCAUCACAUGCCUUGCAAUGGGGAGCAUUUCUAAUGAUUCCAAGUUCGUUGGCUACUAUGCAGUUUCCUCAUUUGUGGACAUGGAUGUUCCUCGCUGUUCUUAUUAUUGGAAGUUUUAAUCUUAUGAUUGGUCAAAUGUUCUCCAUUUUAACAGCUCUCUUUGAUGAAUACGAAACAUUGCGUCUGUAUAAAGUUGAAGUAACAUUCGGAAUAUCUGGUAUAAUGGCACUAGCUUCAGCAUAUUUUUGCACUCAGAAUGGAAUAUACUUUACCGAAGUCAUAUCCGAAUUGAGUAUCUCAACCCAAGCAAUUUUAAAUUUCUUCCUUUUAAUAAUUGUUGUUUGGGUUUAUGGCAGAGAGCGUUUUCAACGUGACGUCGAAUUUAUGACAAGUCAAGUACUACAAUCAUGGAAAAUAUACACUGUCCGAUUUGUGACACCUUUGUUCUUGUGCAUAACAUUGGUAAGCGUUUGUGUUUCUUUAGAGAUAUUCAAUUAAUUUUUGUGUUUCUUUUAAUAUAGCUCAUUGGAAUAAUUUUGCUAAUUUUUAGUGAUCAACAAUAUGGUAUAUCGAGUGAUGUUAACUUUGGUGUUUUAAUUACAUCUUGUUCAUGGCUUGUUUUGCCAAUUUAUUGUGUGUUGAAAUUAUUACAGACAAAUGGAUCAUUGGCAAUGAGAUUUAAGCGAUGUGUUAAACCAACAGAUUGGUAUCCAGUCGAAGCAGAAAAUAGACAGCGCUACGAAGAGACAAUUGAUAAUCCUGAAACAUUUCAACCUCUAACAACUAUUGUUCUUUAAAAUAAAAGUUAUUGUCUAAGAA
Messenger RNA from Episyrphus balteatus (marmalade hoverfly), 1946 nucleotides. RefSeq names its product sodium- and chloride-dependent neutral and basic amino acid transporter B(0+)-like. Gene Ontology annotation, biological process: sodium ion transmembrane transport. The transcript has 9 exons. The coding region runs from base 114 to 1625 and encodes 503 amino acids. Gene Ontology annotation, cellular component: membrane. The record is from RefSeq and is a predicted model, not a curated record. NCBI's taxonomy places the organism in Eukaryota, Metazoa, Arthropoda, Insecta, Diptera, Syrphidae.